This is a messenger RNA of Rhodamnia argentea, 1865 nucleotides long. RefSeq names its product TMV resistance protein N-like. The coding region runs from base 38 to 1678 and encodes 546 amino acids. Gene Ontology annotation, molecular function: ADP binding. The record is from RefSeq and is a predicted model, not a curated record. NCBI's taxonomy places the organism in Eukaryota, Viridiplantae, Streptophyta, Magnoliopsida, Myrtales, Myrtaceae. The transcript is spliced from 3 exons. Gene Ontology annotation, biological process: signal transduction; defense response.
UCUGUGGAAGCAAGCACAUCAACCAUCAGCGCUUUCGAUGGCUUCUUCUUCUUCCUCUUCUUCUUCUUCGAAUCUGAAAAGAAAUUGCCAUGUGUUCCUGAGCUUCAGAGGCACGGACGUCCGUAACAAUUUCCUCGGCCAUCUUUAUGCGGCUUUGGACCAGAAAGGAGUACACACUUUCAUGGACAGCGAAGAGCUUAGGAUAGGAGAGCAAAUAUCGCCGGCGCUUAUGGAGGCGAUCAAGGGAUCGCGCGUCGCAAUAAUCGUUUUCUCCAAGAACUAUGCUGCCUCGCGGUGGUGCUUGGAAGAGUUGGCCAGAAUUAUGGAGUGCAAGGAGCAAAGAGACCUUAAGGUCUUUCCCGUGUUUUACAAAGUUGAACCCAGAGAAGUGAGAACACCAAGAAAGAGUUAUAGAAAAGCCAUGGCUACGCAUGAGUCAAAAUUUGGGAAGGAUUCGCAGGAAGUGAAGAGAUGGGAGAAGGCUCUCCGCGAUGCCGGUAGCUUGUCUGGGCUGGAAUUCCAUGAGGGAGAUGAAGCGGAGCUCAUAAAACGCAUCAUAAAGGAACUAUCAAUUCAUCUAGAGCGUACACCCUUGCAUGUCGCUAAGUAUCCGGUCGGAAUAGAUUCCCGAGUUCAGCAAGUGAUAUCAUUGUUAGAAAAUGAGACGGGUGAUGAUGAUGUUCUCAUGGUAGGUCUAUGGGGACCUGGAGGCAUAGGGAAGACAACAAUUGCUAAAGCCUUAUAUAAUUAUAUUGAGAAAGAUUUUCAGGGUACCUGUUUUUUGGAGCGAGUAAGAGAAACUUCAAACGAAAGCAAUGGUCUAGUUUCUUUGCAAGAAAAACUUCUAUCACAAAUCUUAUCUCAUAGAAACUUGGCGGUAUAUAAUGUGGACGGAGGAAUUACUUUGAUACGGGAAAGACUUUGUUGCAAGAAGAUUCUUCCGGUUCUCGAUGAUGUGGAUCGCUUGGCUCAACCGGAUGCGUUAGCUGGAGGAGGCCAUUGGUUUGGCCAAGGAAGUAGAAUUAUUGUUACAUCAAGAGAUAAACAUUUGCUGACUUCUCAUGGCAUAACUUGUGUCCAUGAAGCUAAAACUUUAAGCGACGAUGAAGCACGAGACCUUUUUUGUCGGCAUGCCUUCCUAGAUAGAAAGAAAAUUGAGAUAAGAAGGGAUCUCAUAGAUAGAGCAGUGCAUUAUGCGAACGGCCUUCCAUUAGCCCUCCAAGUGUUCGGCUCAUUCUUAUGUGGAAGAAAGGAACCUGCAUGGGAAAGUGCACUACGCAACCUCUCCAAAAGUCCCGACCAUACUAUCAAUAGUGUUCUCAAGACAAGCUUCUAUGGAUUGGAUGACAAGGCGAGGGAAAUUUUCCUCGACAUCUCUUGCUUCUUUAAGGGGAAACGUAUAGAAUACAUCAAAGAAGUCCUUGACAAUUGCGGUUUUGAAUCAACUAUAGGAAUAGAAGUUCUUAUCGAGCGGUCCUUGAUAACAAAUGAGAAUGGGUACCUGCAAAUGCAUGAUUUAAUUCAGUUGAUGGGUAAGGAUAUUGUUAUUCAGGAAUGCCGCAAUGAUCCUGGGCAGCGCAGUAGAUUAUGGCUUUUCGAAGAUGUUUCGGACAUCCUAUGUGGAGAUACGGGAACGAAUGCAGUGAAGGCCAUAGUAUUGGACUCUCGCAAAGCGUAAGAGAUAACUAUUAGUCCUCAUGCUUUCACAAACAUGAAAAGGUUGAGAAUUCUCAUUUUGUCCGAAGUGCAUAUCUCUUCAGAAGGUCCCGUACGUCUCCCUAACGAGCUAAGAUGGCUUAAAUGGCCCAAUGCACCGGAUCUAGAAUUUGGCUCUGGUCCAAAGAAACUUGUUGUAAUUGAUGUCC